AUUCCCCUAACCCAAAAACCCUAGAGGGCCGCCAUUGGAGCUCCCCUCACCAGCGAGCCGCCUCCACACUCGCAGCCGCGUCCGCCUCGUCCCUCCCUUCUCUCCCUGCUCUCGCAAUGGCCGACGGCGGCGAGACCACCGCCACCGCCACCGCCACCGCCACCGCGUUGGUGGCCUUGGGAGGCAAGGGUUCCUCCCUCUCUCCGUCCUCACUGCACGCAGUGUCCGCCGGAACCGCGCGCGUGCGCGUGGACUCGUCGGCGCGCGAUCGCCUCGCGUCGUCCCCGCCCGCCGCCAAUCGGACCUCCCCCGCCGCCGCCAAUCUCCAGAUAUCCUUCCCUCCUUACUUCACCGCCGCGGAAACGCGCGCUUCCCUCGCGGUGCUCCUCAACAAGCUCCUCGUGUCGGGAGGUCCUGGCACGGGCACGGCGCUCGUCGAUCUCAUAUCGGAUUCCUUGAAUUCCGCGGAGGGGUACGAGGGUUUUGGAAAUCUCGCCGUGACUAAUGAAGAAGUGUCUAUAUCGGAGAAGGCGCAUUCCAGUUUGUAUGGGAUUAGCGCGCUUUUGGAUCACUUGUCGACGGCCUUGUCCACCACGGUCGAUGCGGUUGCUGCAUUGUCGUGCGAGGCCAUCAAAGCCGAUGUGGCGGUCUUCAAUCCGACGGACUCGGGCGAUGGGUUCGUCUCGAAAGAUGAGAUCGGGGUUGCCAGCGACAUGAAGGUUUUGCUUAACGGGUCUAAGUUGGUGGGUAAGGUGGAGAGCGAGGCAAUCUCAAGCAUUCUCAAAGUUCAUGCAACAUUGAGAAGGGUGGUGAAAUCAGUGCAUUCAGAGGUGCGAGUGUACCUGAAUUCGUCAGUUAAAAUUCAGAAAACUGGGUCUACUACUGAUGGUGCGGCGGUUGUGAAUGUGUUGUGGCCGCUGGCUGAUGUGCUACUGAGUAUCGGUGAGAGCUCUUUAUGUCGAGCGAAGAUGGAUUUAGAUGCGAUUGCUGCCGAUGCCCUGAAAAGCAGCUUAACAGGUAUGUUUGAGAAGGAGUGUGCGCGUAUGGAUGAUUUAGAGAAUGAGAAAAAGGUGCUCAACGAUGCAUAUGUCGGUAGAGAAUUUGAGAAGUUUGUGCAUGAAUUGUACGUGCUUUGUGGUUGUGUCUGGAAAACAGUGGUUUGGGAGGCAAUUACCGCAUUUGUUGCCCUCGAGGGAAGUGAAUUGAUUGAAAAGGGAAAGCAUGAGGAAAUUAACGGAGUGCAAGCAGAUAAGAAAAGUGAGAAGAAGAAGAAGAAGGUGGUGUUGGGGAGAGGGACAUCUGUCUUGGUGCAAUUGAUUAAGGAUAGAUUUCAGAGGAACGGAAGUGACGAGUCAGUUUCUCUAGAGAAACUUGUAAAAGAUUUAUUAUUGUUCCUGGACGCGAGGGGCCCAGAAUUUGACCAUUUCUUGAACAAAGUCAAGGACAUUGUGGACAGUAAUGAGAGUAGAAGGCUACCCAAGCUUCCCAAGGGAACUCGUGAUUUUGGGAAAGAACAAAUGGCAGUAAGAGAGAAAGCAUUCUCCAUUAUAACAGAGGUUUUCAAGAAGCAUGGUGCCACGGCACUUGAUACUCCUGUUUUUGAAUUGAGAGAGACUUUGAUGGGAAAAUAUGGUGAGGACUCAAAGUUGAUAUACGAUCUUGCUGACCAGGGUGGAGAGCUUUGUUCUCUACGAUACGACUUGACUGUUCCAUUUGCAAGAUAUAUGGCUAUGAAUGGACUUACGUCAUUGAAGAGAUACCAAAUUGCUAAAGUAUACAGGAGGGAUAAUCCUUCUAAGGGUAGAUACCGUGAGUUUUACCAGUGUGACUUAGACAUUGCUGGGCAAAAUGUAAGGAUGGGGCCGGAUUUUGAGGUCAUAGAAGUUCUUGUUGAGUUGCUUGAUAAACUGAAUAUUGGAGAUUAUGAGAUAAAGCUGAACCACCGGAAGUUAUUGGACGGCAUGCUGGAAAUAUGUGGUGUGCCAGCAGAGAAAUUCAGAACUAUUUGCUCAAGUAUCGACAAGUUAGACAAACAGUCAUUUGACCAGAUCAGGAAGGAGAUGGUGGAGGAAAAAGGUUUAACUGCUGAGGUGGCCGACCGCAUUGGCAAUUUUGUAAAGGAAAGGGGUCCACCUCUGGAAUUGUUGGCAAAGCUUCAAGACACGGGGAGCAAAUUUUUGGAAAAUGAAGGAUCUGUGCAUGCCCUGAAGGAUUUGGAAAUAUUGUUCAAUGCCUUGGAAAAGUCAAAGAGUAUUAACAGAGUUGUUUUUGACUUGAGUCUUGCCAGAGGUCUUGAUUAUUAUACAGGGGUGAUUUAUGAAGCAGUUUUUAAAGGGGCCACGCAGGUUGGAACAAUUGCUGCUGGGGGGCGUUAUGACAACCUUAUAGGAAUGUUUGGUACAAAGCAGGUUCCAGCAGUUGGUGUUAGUCUGGGAAUUGAACGAGUAUUUGCAAUAAUGGAGAAUCAGAUAAUUCGACCUACAGAGACGCAAGUGUUGAUCGGAUUUUUGGGGGAUGACUUGCCCUUAACUGCAGAACUGGUGAAGGAGUUCUGGGAGGCCGGAUUGAAAGCAGAAUUCUUGAUCAAUAAGAGAGUGAUGAAGCACAUCGAUUAUGCCAAAGAGUACCGGAUCCCCUGGUUAGUUCUAGUAGGCGAACGGGAACUGACUGAAGGUGUGGUGAAGUUGAAAGAUUUCGAGAAUGCCAAAGAGGAAGUAGUUCCUAGAAGCGCAAUCGUUCAAGAACUUCUCAGCCGUUUGGGAGCUGUGAGAACUUAGAUUACACUACUACUUUCAUACUGAGCAUGCUUUUGAUGCCAUAUACAAGCCUCUAUCGGUUGGAGGAUGCUGCUUCCAGGAACAAGAUUGAAACACUGAAAACGAUUUUUUUUUUUUUUUUUUGGGGUCAAAUACUGAAAACGAUUAUUUAAUAUUCAUAUAUACGCAGAAAAUGUUUGACAGGACUUGCUAUGGGAAUUCUCUGCUGUAGGAGUCAUUCUUUUUUUUUUUUCAUUGUAAAAAAGAUAGGGAGGGACGAUCAGCUUAAGUAUCUCUUCUAUUGUUUCCCUAUUUAUCGAAAUGCACUCCGUCAUUACUCAUUUCGAUGUUGGAGGAACUUUCAACA
This is a messenger RNA of Eucalyptus grandis, 3123 nucleotides long. Its product is annotated as histidine--tRNA ligase, cytoplasmic. Gene Ontology annotation, biological process: mitochondrial translation; histidyl-tRNA aminoacylation. Lineage: Eukaryota; Viridiplantae; Streptophyta; Magnoliopsida; Myrtales; Myrtaceae. Bases 117 to 2777 code for a protein of 886 amino acids. The record is from RefSeq and is a predicted model, not a curated record. Gene Ontology annotation, molecular function: histidine-tRNA ligase activity; ATP binding. The transcript is spliced from 7 exons. Gene Ontology annotation, cellular component: mitochondrion.